AUGCACAUUUCUGCUGAGGUCAGUUCGACCACCUCAAAUCAAAUACAGCAGCAACAUCAGACGCAGCAGCAGCAGCAACAGCAGCAGCAGCAGCAACAGCAGCAGCAGCAGCAGCAACAUCAGCAAACAACAACGACCGCAACGAAGCGACGCAAUGCUGAGUCCUUAUCAUCCUCCUCUUCCAACAACAACAACAACACCAGCACCACCAAUAACAACACUAGCAACAAUAACAAUAACAACAACAGCACUACGAUCAACAACAAUAACAAUACGAAUAAUAAUAACAAUGUUAAAACAAAGCCCGUGGACACAAGUCCCUAUCUGACACCAGAGAAUCUCAUCGAACGCACCGUCGAUGUCCUGCUUGCCGAACAUCCUGGCGAGCUGGUCAAGACGGGAUCACCACAUGUGGUCUGCACCACCUUGCCCACCCAUUGGCGUUCCAACAAGACCCUUCCCAUCGCCUUCAAGGUCCUGGCCUUGGGCGAGGUCAUGGAUGGCACCAUAGUUACCAUUCGGGCCGGAAAUGAUGAGAACUUCUGCGGUGAAUUAAGAAACUGUACGGCCGUAAUGAAGAACCAAGUGGCCAAAUUCAAUGAUCUGCGAUUUGUGGGUAGAAGUGGAAGGGGCAAGAGCUUUACUCUUACGAUUGUCAUCUCAACGAAUCCCAUCCAGAUUGCGACAUACACGAAGGCCAUCAAGGUGACCGUGGAUGGACCAAGGGAACCCCGGUCGAAGGUUCGCCAUCAGGGCUUCCAUCCGUUCGCAUUUGGGCCACAACGCUUUGGACCGGAUCCACUUAUGGCCGGAUUGCCCUUCAAGUUGCCAGGAUUCGCUCAUCACCUGGUGGGUAUGCACAGUCACCUGCAUGCUCCCGAUUGGCGUGCCCACAUGGCCUUGGGCGGUCGUCCUGCGGCCUUUCCAGCUGCUCCUUUCUUUGGACAUCAUGCGGCGGCAGCCUUUCCCACGGCGAGCACUUUGAGGGGAUUGAGUGAUAACCAGCAGCAACAGCAACAACAGCAGCAGCAGCAUCAGCAACUGGCGCACAGCACCACCAGUCCGGAGGGAUCACCGACCACCACAACCACCAGUGGCACACAGCUGAGCGCCUUCGUGCAGCCCCCAUUAACCUCAUCGCCGCCGCCGCCCCUGACUUUGUUGCAGCAGGACAAUAACAACAACAGCAACAUUGAUGCAGGAUUCGAAAGCGAUAGUAUUUCUGUGACAGGAUCACCGCGCAAGAGUCAGCAAGGAUCACCGCUCACUCACGACGAAGAGGAAGCGGAAGCGGAUGCAGACGCUGAGGCGGAAGCGGAAACGGAAGCGGCUGCGAAUAGAGUCGGUGGCAGUGGUGUUCCCUCAUCGGGAUCUUUGGGUGAAAGUUCCCCAGGAUCGGGUGGCGCCUUCACCGCACUCAUUCAACGCAGUAAAAAUCCCACGGAACUGUUCGGUGGCUUUGGAGCAGCCACCGGUGGCCAUUUUGCACCCAGUCACAGCUUCAAUCCCGCCCUGGCCGCUCAGCUCUUCCUCCAGAGUCCCCUGUUGCCGCAGUCGAGUCAGUGGCUCUACAGUCAACUCUAUGGCAACUACAGUGAUCUCCCCUGGUUGAGGAAUGCUGCGGCGGCGGCUGCAGCGAAUGUGGCACCGGAACGUGGACAGGAUGCAGGUACCUUACCCACGGCGGCGGGUCUAAGCAAUCCGGAUCACGAUGGCGUCAAUCUGAUCAAACGAUGUGUGACCCUGAUUACGCACAAUCCACCGGAUGCAGAGAAUGCCAAUCCGAAUGCCUCGCCACCGGUUAGCUCCACACGAAGAUCACCGUCGCCGGUGGAGACCAUCGAUUUGGAUGAUGUGAGCACCACUUCGCGCUCGGCCAGUGGCUCUUCGGGUGGCGGACUUGGCCUUGGCACCCUGGGUGUUAGUGUGGGUGGUGCUGUGGGUGUGGGUGUGGGUUUGGGAGGUGGUCCCAUUAGGACACGGACCCCCAAACCAACGGGGGAUGUGUGGCGUCCCUACUAG
Drosophila serrata is the source of this 2022-nucleotide messenger RNA. RefSeq names its product RUNX family transcription factor Runt related B (gene RunxB). Gene Ontology annotation, cellular component: nucleus. NCBI's taxonomy places the organism in Eukaryota, Metazoa, Arthropoda, Insecta, Diptera, Drosophilidae. Gene Ontology annotation, biological process: regulation of DNA-templated transcription. The record is from RefSeq and is a predicted model, not a curated record. Gene Ontology annotation, molecular function: RNA polymerase II cis-regulatory region sequence-specific DNA binding; ATP binding; DNA-binding transcription factor activity, RNA polymerase II-specific.